Molecule: messenger RNA, 2196 nt
Organism: Cyclocybe aegerita
Lineage: Eukaryota; Fungi; Basidiomycota; Agaricomycetes; Agaricales; Hemipholiotaceae
Source: the annotation of a GenBank genome assembly
AUGGGCGACAACGUUGAGCACGCCGUCCGCUCCAGCACAGUUUUUAUCCUCGAAAAACACCGACCAUCUCGAGAACGCGGUGAUUCAGCUUUCGACCAGGGCAACUACUUUGCCGCUCGGGAGGCGUACAUUUCGGCAUGUUACGCGCUCUUGGAUGACGAGAACAUCAGCAUACCAUUGGAAGCGGAGAAGAGCGGUGGAGGACGCCAGUGGCAGCCUUAUAUCAGCCCAGAUCCCCUCCUCAAGACCUUUUUGAUGAUGUGCUACAAUCAACUCGCCCGAUGUGCAAUCGCGAUAAAUCACUCGGAGGAGGCCCUAACCUGGCUCGAAGAAGCGCGUGUCGUGUGGAUGACCACGCGUUUUUCGCUCAGUACACCCUUGUUCGAAUGGAUACGGCACAACAUCGCCCUCCCGCAGCUCACCAAAGAGCUCGUCACCGCCCACGCACUUGCAUCCGACGUCUUUGAGCUUCUUGGAAACACUUCAAUGGCCGUCGACCGCCGGUACAACAUUGGCGUCGAAUCGAUUAUCACCCCCGAGGCGACGCGCAUCCGCGACACGGGCAAGCUCUUCAGGAUUACAUCUCUGCGACAUCCCGACCCGAGCUUGACGGCGAGCGCGCGCGUGACGAGUCCAGAGCUUCAGGUCAUGGGCACCUGGCGUAAAGUGCAUGUGAGAAAGAAAGGCCCGAUGAAACCUCGCCUCGGAUUUGCUGGGUUCAUCUGGAACGGAAAGUUAUACAUUGGCGGCGGCUUGGGCGAGACGAAAGGCCCGUUCUACCGCGACUUUUGCUGCCUCGACCUCGCUCACCCCACCACCUGGCGUGCGCUACCUGCCUUCCCUCAGUCCGAAAACCGAACGGGCGUAUGGCUUUGCUGGUCCUUCGCCGUGCAUGAAGCGACCGCACGCGCGUACCUCUUCACUGGCACUGUGGAGGUCGACUACUUCGAUCUCGUCGCAGAGAAGUGGCGCACGGUUCAGACACACGGCCUGCGCGAGGCGUCGCGGUACAGAGGCAUCAAGGUCUUCGAGGACAAUGCCCCGCUAUGCGGCUUCAAGGACUCGACUCAACAGGUCGUUGGCGACUUUCUAUACGUUUUUGGAGGCACGCAUCACCUCACGAAGAUGGGCAGCAAUCUCUUUCUGCAGCUCAACCUGAAGACGAUGGUGUGGAGGCGGCUUUCUGGCGAGAUGACUGCAGGGGAAAAGGCCGAUUAUACAUGUCCUGGUCCGCGAAAGACACCGUCCAGCUGGGUGGACGGAAAAGGGGAGAGAUUUUAUCUCAUUGGAGGCGAGAUGGACCGCUCGGGUGGGCAGGACAUGAAUGAGAGACAUGCAGCCGACUGUGGCUACGCGUACGAGGACCUUUGGAGUUUCGAUCUGAAAGAAGAGAAGUGGAGGAAUGAGAGGCUGGUUGGAAACGUUCCGUGUCCGAGGUCAGAGGCAGCUUGUGUCUAUAAUCCAAAGCUUGACAAAGCGAUCGUGUUUGGAGGAUACAACCCUGCAUUUGGAACUCAAUUCGAAAAUAAUUUCUUCCCAUUUGCCUACUUCGCCGACACAUUCAUGUUCUGCCCUAACGAGAGCCGGAAAUGGUCGGUUCCUCCACCCUCAGAGCCAGCUUCGAACUCUAAGAUAUUCAGCAACCCGAAAACUGCCAUGAGCACCGCCCAAUCCCGACCUAGCACCACUGGAAUUUUCAGCACACCUGUCACACCUACCAGCAUUCUUGCCCCUUCUUCUGCACACCCCGAGUCGACUGCCAAGCUCUCAAAAGUCACCAACGGCAAAUGGAAACACGUCCUUACGCGUGGAUUCCCGACGUACCGCGCACAGUCCCUCCUGCUCGUCGACCCAGCGACAGGGAAGACGUAUCUCUUCGGCGGGUACGUCAACACGGACUGGGUGCCCUCCGGCAGGCCUGGAUCUUCGCGCACAUUCUGCGACCUGUGGGAGCUCCGCGUGGACGUGCGGCGCAUUGAUGGGCAGGGAGAGGAGGAAGAGGGUUGGCUGGAGGCGAUGGGCGAAGAGGAGCGCGAACGCGUGUUAGAGAGUCGGACGGCACGCGUUGGUCCGUGGCAAAGGUGUUUUGCGUGCGGAAGUGCGGGACGAUGGAAGAAGUGCGGUGAUAUGUUCGUGCAAAGGUCGCGCUUUCUUCUGCGACGAGGAGUGUCUGAGAGAUGGAUGGAAACAGCAUAA